UGGUGCUGAUGGUGAUAGUGAGCCCUGUUCGUUUGCUCCUCGAAGAAAGAACCGAGGAUAUCCACGGCGACAGUUCAAACUAUUACUUCGACCAAGAGCGAAAGCUGCAUUUGAAUGCUCGGUACUUUUAGUCACGCUUUGAACUGUCUCCGGGCAGACUGGAUGAAACUUGUUCAUUCUUGUGCUGUGAACUGGCUCGCCAUGCUCUUUGUGUAACCUAUGCUGAAUUUUACCCGGCUUCUUGCGAUUUAGAUUUAAAGUUCAGUUGCCGACGCAAAUCUCCCUUACAGCUAUUUUAAAUAUAGCUUGAACGCGAAUCAGAUCAACGUUGGCGGGUAGACUUUUCUUUCGCACACCGCUAUUAGUUUAGUUUUGUUAUCGUGAAUCUGUGGGACAUCGCUGAGGACUCGAACUAGCUGUGGGGGUUAAGUAGCUAGGUUAAUACAAGUGUCCUCAGGCAACCGUCCACAAUGGAGAACGCUCACACAAAGACGGUGGAGGAAGUUUACAGUUUUUUCAGCGUUAAUGAAAGCACAGGACUGAGCCUGGACCAAGUGAAGAGGCAACGAGAAAAAUGGGGACCAAACGAAUUACCGGCGGAAGAGGGAAAAUCACUGUGGGAGCUUGUGGUGGAACAGUUUGAAGACCUAUUAGUCAGGAUUCUUCUGCUAGCCGCCUGCAUAUCUUUUGUGUUGGCUUGGUUUGAAGAGGGAGAGGAGACUAUUACAGCUUUUGUGGAGCCUUUUGUAAUUUUACUAAUUCUUAUUGCCAAUGCCAUCGUUGGAGUCUGGCAGGAAAGAAAUGCUGAGAAUGCCAUCGAAGCCCUCAAGGAGUACGAGCCUGAGAUGGGCAAGGUGUAUCGUCAGGACAGAAAGAGCGUCCAGAGGAUCAAAGCCAGGGAUAUUGUGCCUGGGGACAUUGUAGAAGUUGCUGUGGGCGACAAAGUUCCUGCUGAUAUCCGCAUCUCUUCAAUCAAGUCCACCACCCUUAGGGUGGACCAGUCCAUACUGACAGGGGAGUCUGUCUCUGUCAUUAAGCACACCGACCCUGUCCCCGACCCCCGUGCCGUCAACCAGGACAAGAAGAACAUGCUCUUCUCUGGCACUAACAUCGCGGCGGGAAAAGCCGUGGGCGUAGUGGUGGCCACGGGCGUGAACACGGAGAUCGGUAAGAUCCGUGACGAGAUGGCCUCCACGGAGCAGGAGCGCACCCCCCUGCAGCAGAAGCUGGACGAGUUCGGAGAGCAGCUGUCCAAGGUCAUCUCCCUUAUCUGCAUCGCCGUGUGGAUCAUCAACAUCGGUCACUUCAACGACCCCGUGCACGGCGGCUCGUGGAUCCGCGGAGCCGUGUAUUAUUUUAAGAUCGCGGUGGCGCUGGCCGUGGCCGCCAUCCCAGAGGGACUGCCCGCUGUCAUCACCACUUGCCUGGCGCUGGGCACGCGGCGAAUGGCGAAGAAGAAUGCCAUCGUCCGUUCUUUGCCUUCUGUGGAAACCCUGGGCUGCACCUCCGUCAUCUGCUCUGAUAAAACGGGCACCCUCACCACAAAUCAGAUGUCUGUCUGCCGGAUGUUCAUUGUCGACAAGGCGGAAGGAGACAAGUGCACCCUGAAAGAGUUCACUGUCACCGGCUCCACAUAUGCCCCCGAGGGAGAAGUGUUCCAUGAUGGUAAACCAGUCAGAUGCUCUCAGUAUGACGCCCUGGUGGAGAUGGCCACCAUCUGUGCCCUGUGUAAUGACUCAUCCCUUGAUUACAAUGAGACGAAAGGCGUGUAUGAGAAGGUUGGCGAGGCCACAGAGACCGCACUGACAUGUCUAGUGGAGAAAAUGAACGUGUUUGACACCAACAUCUCAGGCCUUUCCAAAAUCGAGAGAGCUAACGCCUGCAACUCUGUGAUCAAGCAGCUGAUGAAGAAGGAGUUCACCCUGGAGUUUUCUCGGGACAGGAAGUCCAUGUCUGUGUACUGUACCCCCAACAAGGCUCACUCCUCCAUGGGCAAAAUGUUUGUCAAGGGCGCUCCCGAGGGAGUGAUUGACAGGUGCACACACAUCCGAGUCGGAGGAAACAAAGUGCCUCUGACUCCGGGAAUUAAGGAGAGGAUCAUGUCUGUGAUCCGCGAGUACGGCACGGGACGCGACACGCUGCGCUGCCUGGCCCUGGCCACCCGCGACAAUCCCUUGAAGAAAGAGGACCUCGUGCUGGAGGAUUCGUCGCGCUUCAUCGAGUACGAGACCGACCUGACGUUUGUGGGCUGCGUGGGCAUGCUGGAUCCUCCGAGAGCCGAGGUGGCAGCUUCCAUCAAACUGUGCCGCCUGGCGGGCAUCCGCGUCAUCAUGAUCACCGGCGACAACAAGGGCACGGCCGUGGCCAUCUGCCGACGCAUCGGCAUCUUCGGAGAGGGAGACGACGUCUCUCAGAUGGCCUUCACCGGCCGCGAGUUCGACGACCUGUCCCCCGCCGCCCAGCGCGACGCUGUGCUCAGCGCCCGCUGCUUCGCCCGCGUUGAGCCCUCGCACAAGUCGAAGAUCGUGGAAUUCCUGCAGUCUUUUGAUGAGAUCACUGCCAUGACUGGGGAUGGUGUGAACGAUGCCCCGGCCCUGAAGAAGGCUGAGAUAGGCAUCGCCAUGGGCUCGGGCACCGCUGUGGCCAAGACGGCAUCCGAGAUGGUCCUGGCGGACGAUAACUUCGCCACCAUCGUGGCUGCAGUGGAGGAGGGCAGAGCCAUCUACAACAACAUGAAACAGUUCAUUCGCUAUCUCAUCUCAUCCAACGUGGGAGAAGUCGUCUGUAUCUUCCUGACUGCAGCACUGGGGUUCCCUGAGGCACUGAUCCCAGUGCAGCUUCUCUGGGUGAAUCUGGUCACCGAUGGCCUGCCUGCCACUGCCCUGGGCUUCAACCCCCCUGACCUCGACAUCAUGAGCCGACCUCCACGCAAUGCCCGCGAGCCCCUGAUUUCAGGCUGGCUGUUCUUUAGAUACCUUGCUAUUGGAUGUUAUGUGGGUGCUGCUACAGUGGGUGCUGCAGCUUGGUGGUUCAUUGCAGCUGAGGAUGGCCCAAGAGUCACGCUGUACCAGCUGAGCCACUUCCUGCAGUGUGCUCCAGACAAUCCUGAGUUUAAGGGUCUUGACUGUGAGGUCUUUGAAUCUCCUUACCCCAUGACCAUGGCCCUGUCUGUGCUGGUUACCAUAGAGAUGUGCAAUGCCCUCAACAGCCUGUCAGAGAACCAGUCUCUGCUGCGCAUGCCACCCUGGGAGAACAUCUGGUUGCUAGGAGCCAUCUGCCUGUCCAUGUCUCUGCAUUUCCUCAUCCUUUACGUCGAGCCUCUCCCGAUCAUAUUCCAGAUCACUCCGCUCAACAUGACCCAGUGGCUCAUGGUGCUCAAGAUCUCGCUGCCCGUCAUCCUGUUGGACGAGGUGCUCAAGUUCACGGCCAGAAACUACCUGGAGCCCGGUAAAGAGCUGGACAAGCAGACGGGCAAGAGCUGCUCCUUCAGCACGUGCACGGAGGGCAUCUCCUGGCCCUUCGUGGCCAUCUCACUCCCACUCGUGUUGUGGAUCUACAGCACCGACACUAACCUGGCCGAAAUGUUCUGGUCCUGACUCACAUGAGCACAAAACCCCCUCACCAUGUGUGUAGAUAAACAGUGAACAUGUGUGUGUGUGUGUGUGUGCGUGUGUAUGUGUGUGUGCGUGUGUUUAAAGUGUGCCUGUGCACCUGGGAGUGUGCACGAGAAGGACAAAGUUAACACAAACAUAACAGUAAUAUAAAAAAAAAUAAAAUAAAAACACAAACCAUCUUAACUUUUUAAAAUGUCCAGUGGGGAUAAAGGGGACCACAUAGAGCAGAAGUGUUUGUUAGUGCAUUAGUGACCAUUGUUCCCACAGUUUGUGGGCUUACUGCUGGUUUGAUCAGAAACUAUUGUUUUUUGUUUUGUUUUUUCUGGUUUUGUUGCCUUUUUAAAUUUGUAUUUUUAAUCAUUCCUUGUGUGUCAUUUCAAACCGAGACAAAUGAUUAUAUAUAUAUAUAUAUAUAUUUUUUGCUCCCCCUUAUUCCAUAUGAAUACGUAAUGAUGAAAUGACCAAUGGUCCAGAUGUGUACAGAGAUUUAACACUAUUUUAUGCAACCCCUCAUUUGUAUUCUAAUAUCAUUUUUGUGGAACGGAGGAAGGAAUGGACAGGCAGGUUAGAGACAUAGAGCGAGGCUGUUUACUAAUGUUUACCAUUAUGUCUUCAGUGUAUAGACCAUCAGAAUCUCUUUCAGAGCCAAUGGACAAAGCACGGUUUGGCACAGACGCAUGGGAGGAGCUGUGGAGUGAAUGUUUGUAUGCAUCAACUAAAAUCAAAAGUUCUGUGAUGAAACCUGCAUGUUCUGUGUCUUGCAUGCAUUGUAUGUGGAUUUUUUUUUUUUUCAUUUAUGAUUCAUCUGUGUGUCUAUCCCUUUGUGUAACAACUGUCUUUUUCUU
Molecule: messenger RNA, 4459 nt
Organism: Chanos chanos (milkfish)
Lineage: Eukaryota; Metazoa; Chordata; Actinopteri; Gonorynchiformes; Chanidae
Gene: atp2a2b
Product: ATPase sarcoplasmic/endoplasmic reticulum Ca2+ transporting 2b
Exons: 20
Coding region: 471-3596 (1041 amino acids)
Biological process (GO): calcium ion transport
Cellular component (GO): membrane
Molecular function (GO): P-type calcium transporter activity; ATP binding; ATP hydrolysis activity
Source: RefSeq, a predicted model, not a curated record